Molecule: messenger RNA, 540 nt
Organism: Parasteatoda tepidariorum (common house spider)
Lineage: Eukaryota; Metazoa; Arthropoda; Arachnida; Araneae; Theridiidae
Product: magnesium-dependent phosphatase 1
Molecular function (GO): acid phosphatase activity
Source: RefSeq, a predicted model, not a curated record
AUGCCUUUAACAAAAGACAAGCAUAAUCAAAUUGUUGAUGGUUCUGGUCAAAAGGUUAAGUGUUAUCCAGAUGUCCCUGAAGUAUUAAAAAAGUUAAAAAAUGAUGGUUAUUUACUUGGAAUUGCUUCAAGAACAGAAUGGCCAGCAGGGGCAAGAGAGUUGCUUAAGUUAUUUGACUGGAACAAGUUUUUUACCUUUCAAGAAAUUUACCCUGGAAAAAAGACUACUCAUUUUCAAAAGAUUAAAAAAGAUUCAGGAGUCGAUUAUUCAGAAAUGUUAUUCUUUGAUGAUGAAGAUCGAAAUAUACAUGAUUUAAACGCUAUUGGUGUAAAAAGUAUAUUGGUGACAGAUGGUGUUACUCAGAAAUUAGUUGAUGAUGCCUUAAAAAAUUUUGAAAAUUCUUAGCAAUGCUUUUUUUUUUACUAAAAUAUUGAUUGUUAUUAUGUUAUUACAGUUGCAUUUUAUGUGUAAAAUUUCAUAAUUAUUUAUUUGUACAUAAAUAGAGUGGAUAUUAGUAUAUUAAAGCUAGUUUUUCAUAUA